AUGAUCCUUCACACCCAGGACGAGUGGCUUCGCAGGAUCGAGGCUUGCAAGUCGCUGUCUCUAGCUCGGGCGAUCGAGCAUGGCGUGCGGCGCGCGGUCGCGAUCAAGCACGGUGGCGAUGAAUCGUCCUCCUCGAUCUUCAUCCUCAACAAGCUGAUCGAGAUGUUUGGCAAAUGCGGGAGUCCACAGCUCGCGAGAGAGGUGUUUGAUCGAUUGGACACGGCCAUGCGGGACUCUUUCAGCUGGGAUUUCAUGCUCACGGCCUAUUCCCGUAAUGGGCAGCUAGAAAACGCGAAGCUCCUCUUUGAUUCCAUGCCGCAGCGCUCGCUCGUCUCCUGGAACAUCAUGCUCUCGACAUAUGCCCAGUGUGGGCAUCUUGACUCUGCAAAGAUCAUCUUUGAUUCUACUCCAAUUGUUAGCAUCGUUUCUUGGAACGCGAUUCUCACUGCUUUCAUCGGUCACGGCUUGCUCCUCGAAGCCACUCAAAUCUUUGAUUCUAUGCCUGAAAAGAACCUUGUUUCUUGGACUGCCAUGCUCGCGGCAUAUGCCCAAAAGGGUCAUAUCUUCUCUGCGAAAGAGAUCUUCGAUGCUAUGCCACUUCGAGACAUGAUCGCCGAGACAGCCAUGCUGGCU
Messenger RNA from Selaginella moellendorffii, 633 nucleotides. RefSeq names its product pentatricopeptide repeat-containing protein At2g35030, mitochondrial-like. The transcript has a single exon. Gene Ontology annotation, biological process: RNA modification. The annotation marks the transcript as partial. Gene Ontology annotation, molecular function: protein binding; RNA binding. Lineage: Eukaryota; Viridiplantae; Streptophyta; Lycopodiopsida; Selaginellales; Selaginellaceae. The record is from RefSeq and is a predicted model, not a curated record.